Caenorhabditis bovis is the source of this 1155-nucleotide messenger RNA. NCBI's taxonomy places the organism in Eukaryota, Metazoa, Nematoda, Chromadorea, Rhabditida, Rhabditidae. The record is from the annotation of a GenBank genome assembly.
AUGGAAGUGUUGGUUGUUCGACUUGUGUUGUUCCUUCUUUAUAUUACGGUGUUUGUUGUUGCUGUCACGGGAAACUUUCUGGUAGUCUAUGUAGUAAUGACGAAUAAGAAAAUGCAAACUGUGACCAAUAUUUUCAUCACAAAUCUCGCAGUUUCGGAUAUAAUGGUGAAUUUCACAUCUCUUUGGCUAACCCCAAUGUACACGUACAUAGGACAUUGGAUAUUCGGUGGAGGCCUUUGUCACGGCUUGCCAUUGUUCCAAGGAACUAGCAUUUUCAUUAGCACAAUGACAUUGACCGCCAUCGCCAUUGAUAGGUACAUUGUAAUUGUACAUAACUCGUCGAAUGUCAACAUCAAUGAUAGAAUGUCUAUGAGGACAUGUAUUAUUAUUAUUGUAAUGAUUUGGUCGACAUCAUUGUGCCUUGUGAUGCCUUAUGCGGUGAAUAUGAAGCUUAACUUCAUCGGGGAGCCCUGCAAUUUCAUGAUAUGCAGUGAGGAUUGGAGCAGUGAAAGCUUUCGAACAGUCUUCGGAGUUUUCGUCAUGAGCUUGCAGUUCAUCGUCCCCUUCAUCCUUAUUGGAAUCUCUUACACCUGCAUUUGGGUGUUCCUCAGCAGUCGCAGAUUUGUACGUGAACGGAAAAAUGAGACCAAUCGAAAGAAGCGUCUGCUACGAAUGUUGAUUAUCAUGGUUGUCAUAUUCGCAGUGUGCUGGUUUCCCUUCAAUCUUCUCAAUAUUCUUCGCGAUAUCAAAUGGGAUGCCUUUCUUAAGCCAUAUUUUAGCUUUGUAUUUCUUCUUGUUCACCUUAUCAGUAUGACUGCAACUUGCUGGAAUCCUAUCUUGUAUGCAUGGAUGAAUGAAUCUUUCAGAGAGGAAUUUGCAAAGGCAGUUCCAUUCCUCUUCGGCCGCGAAAACAAAAACAAUGGGCGAGUCCUUGUGUUGGCCGACAAAAAAACUACGACACCGCGUAAUGAAUCAAACUGCACCAGUAAUCAAGACCAGCAAAGUGACGUCGGCGAGUCAGGAUUCGUCUCGUGGAUUCGCCGCCGAAUUCUUCAUCGGCAGCCAAAAGCGACAACGCCAAAAGUUCACAAAAACAGUGUAAUUGUGCUCAACUCCGAUGAGAACAAUGAUGUUGAUGACACGUUUCUGCUGUAA